AAUCAAUACAAAAAAAAGACGCCGUCACAUUCCUACUUUUUGAAGCGUGCUUCCCCCUUGUUAGCGGGGAGGGGUCGCAACACACAGGAAGCGUUCAGGGGAAGAGGAGGAACAGAAAAAGCGAUGCUCUGGAUGGGGGGGUGCUGCCAGCCUGGACCUGAUGUUCCUCCGCUCAAAUAAGAACUGCUGCGAGGAUUAAGCAGGAGGCCGGGGCUGGAAGAUUGAAAGGAGGCGGGGGGGCUUCAAGAGCAUCAUUCCGAGAGGAGCAUUUUGUCGCACGAGCUGAAAAUUAACGCGGCGAUUGAAGUGGAGGUGGGGGGGUAGGACCACUCUAACGCUGAGGGUGGACUCCACUCCACUGAGAGAAGAUGUCGGGUCAGACGCUAACGGACCGCAUCGCCGCGGCCCAGUAUAGCUUGACUGGAUCGGAGGUGUCCCGAGCUGUGUGUAAAUCCACCACACAUGAACAAACGCCCCCAAAGAAAAAACACCUGGAAUACUUGAUCCAGGCCUCCCAGGACUCCAGUGUGAAUGUCCCUCAGAUGGCCGAUACACUGAUAGAGAGGGCAGGCAAUGCCAGUUGGGUGGUGGUUUUCAAGGCGCUGAUAACAACACACCACCUUAUGGUGCAUGGCAAUGAGAAAUUUCUACAAUUCCUUUCAUCGAGGAACACUUUGUUCAACCUUGCCAACUUCCUGGACAAAACAGGCUCACAUGGCUAUGACAUGUCCACCUUUAUCAGACGCUACAGCCGCUAUCUCAACGAGAAGUCUUUCGCCUACAGACAGAUGUCUUUUGAUUUUGUCCGUGUCAAGAAAGGCGCUGACGGAGCAAUGAGGACCAUGACAGUAGAGAAGUUGCUGAAAGGAAUGCCAAUCCUGCAGGGUCAGAUUGAUGCACUGCUGGAUUUUGAUGUACACCAACCAGAAUUAAACCAUGGAGUGAUAAAUGCCUGCUUUCUCCUACUGUUCAAAGACUUGAUAAAGUUAUAUGCUUGCUACAAUGAUGGCAUCAUCAAUCUAUUAGAGAAAUUUUUCCAGAUGAAGAGGAGCCAGUGUAAAGAUGGACUGGAGAUCUACAAAAGAUUUCUGACUCGCAUGACUCGGGUAUCUGAAUUUUUCAAACUUGCAGAGCAAGUGGGAAUAGACAAAAAUGACAUACCUGAACUUACUCAGGCCCCAGAAAGUCUUUUGGAAUCUCUAGAGACCCAUCUCAACACUUUGGAAGGAAAGAAGCCGUAA
Messenger RNA from Corythoichthys intestinalis (scribbled pipefish), 1241 nucleotides. Its product is annotated as clathrin coat assembly protein AP180-like. The record is from RefSeq and is a predicted model, not a curated record. Gene Ontology annotation, cellular component: extrinsic component of presynaptic endocytic zone membrane; clathrin-coated vesicle; clathrin-coated pit. Gene Ontology annotation, biological process: clathrin coat assembly; synaptic vesicle budding from presynaptic endocytic zone membrane; clathrin-dependent endocytosis. The transcript is spliced from 10 exons. Gene Ontology annotation, molecular function: SNARE binding; clathrin heavy chain binding; 1-phosphatidylinositol binding. Bases 369 to 1241 code for a protein of 290 amino acids. NCBI's taxonomy places the organism in Eukaryota, Metazoa, Chordata, Actinopteri, Syngnathiformes, Syngnathidae.